Molecule: messenger RNA, 1369 nt
Organism: Dermacentor andersoni
Lineage: Eukaryota; Metazoa; Arthropoda; Arachnida; Ixodida; Ixodidae
Gene: TTLL1B
Product: Tubulin tyrosine ligase-like 1B
Biological process (GO): microtubule cytoskeleton organization; protein polyglutamylation
Cellular component (GO): ciliary basal body
Molecular function (GO): tubulin binding; ATP binding; tubulin-glutamic acid ligase activity
Source: RefSeq, a predicted model, not a curated record
UGGCAGUCGAUAGCAGUGCACGACCAAGAGCUCUGCCAGCCGGAGCUAAGUUGAAGACGCUGCGGUUAAAAACAACAGGAAAACACAUCGCUCCUCGCUCAUUCGUCAGGAGAAAUGAAGUGUUGCUGCGACGUCGACCUGCCCAUAGUGCGGAAGGCGUUCGCCAAGCGGAAUUGGACCGAGGUCGAACCGCAUCAAGACUGGAACAUCUACUGGACGUCCGUCGCCAACGCUCGGUGCCUCAUGGCUCCUGACUCGAACACCAGGCUCUCCGACAACCAGCGUGUGAACCACUUCCCGACGCACUACGAGUUGACGCGCAAGGACCUGUUGGCCAGGCACAUGCAGCGAUACCAGCGCCAGCGCAGCAGAGCCCUGCAGCGCGACGAGCCUCCGCCGCCAGCGAUCGUGCCCUCGACGUACGUCCUGCCCCGGGACUACAGCAUGUUCGUCGACGAGUACAAGAAGCGAGCCGGGGGAGGCUCCAGCCUCUGGAUUGUCAAGCCCUGCGGCAAAGCGCAGGGCAUCGGAAUCAAGCUGGUCAACAGGCCAUCGCAAGUGAAAUCGCUAAUCAACAGCUGGGAGAGCCAAGGGAACCGGGAGUCGCACGUGCUGUGCCGCUACGUGGACCCCCCCCUGCUGGUCGGAGGCCGGAAGUUUGACCUGCGCCUCUACGUGCUCGUCACUUCCUUCCAGCCUGUGCACGCAUUCCUGUACCGGAAGGGUUUCUGCCGCUUCUGCCAGCUGCACUACCGAACCAAGGGGCUCGACAACCCGUUCGUGCACCUCACGAACGUCUCCGUCCAGAGACACGGGGGCCGCUACAACCAGUCCCACGGUGGCAAGUGGAGCCUCUCCAGCCUGGAGACGUUCGUGCGGGGGACACGGGGCUCCGCGUCCGCUGCUCGACUGCGCCAAGACCUCAGGGAGCUGGUGGCGCAUUCGCUCACAGCCGUCGCGCCUUCCAUGCUGUCUGACUGGCACUGCUUCGAGUGUUACGGCUACGACGUUCUCCUGGACGAAGACUUGCGUCCGUGGCUCCUGGAGGUGAACGCCUCGCCGUCGCUGACCUCGAGCACGCGCGCCGACGCCCUGCUCAAGCAGGCGCUGGUCGACGACGUACUCCGGCUCGUCGCGCCCUCCGGGAAGCCAAGUUCCAGCGCCUAUUCAGAAGCUGACCUGGGCGACUUCGAGCAGAUCCUUCCCGCUGCUCAGACGCCACUGGAGGAAGAAGAAAACGAGAGAACGAGCUGGCCGAGGACUCGGAGAAAACGAAGUGGUCAAUGACGACGAUGCAAGCCAAGUGGCUGAUGGGAAUGCAGUCUAAUGCAAUCUAUGCAAUAAACAAUCGUGUUCGUGUUGGCGUUUU